AUGCUGCAGAUCGGGGAGGACGUCGACUAUUUGCUCAUCCCCCGGGAGGUCAGGCUGGCCGGGGGCGUCUGGAGAGUCAUCUCUAAGCCUGCCACCAAGGAAGCAGAAUUUCGGGAGCGGCUGACCCAGUUCCUGGAAGAAGAGGGCCGCACCCUGGAGGACGUGGCCCGCAUCAUCGAGAAGAGCACCCCGCACCCGCCCCAGCCCCCCAGAAAGCCCAAGGAGCCCCGAGUGAGGAGGAGAGCCCAGCAGAUGGUGACUCCUACGCCCCGGCUGGUCGUGGGCACGUAUGACAGCAGCAACGCCAGCGACAGCGAGUUCAGCGACUUCGAGACCUCCAGAGACAAGAGCCGCCAGGACCCGCGGCGGGGCAAGAAGGUGCGCAAAAUGCCUGUCAGCUACCUGGGCAGCAAGUUCCUGGGAAGCGACGUGGAGAGCGAGGAUGAUGAGGAACUGGUCGAGGCAUUUCUCCGGCGACAGGAGAAGCAGCCCACCGCGCCGCCUGCCCGCCGCCGCGUCAACCUGCCAGUGCCCAUGUUUGAGGACAACCUGGGGCCUCAGCUGUCCAAGGCGGACAGGUGGCGGGAGUAUGUCAGCCAGGUGUCCUGGGGGAAGCUGAAGCGGAGGGUGAAGGGUUGGGCGCCGAGGGCGGGCCCCGGGGUGGGCGAGGCCCGGCUGGCCUCCACCCCAGUGGAGAGCGCAGGGGUAUCCUCUGGCACCAGCCCCGGGGAUCGCUUGGAAAACGCAGGAGAUGUCUGUGCCCCGCAGGCCUCCCCUAGGCGAUGGAGGCCCAAGAUCAACUGGGCCUCGUUUAGGCGCCGCAGGAAGGAGCAGACAGCGCCCACAGGUCAGGGGGCGGACAUCGAGGCUGAUCAGGGGGGAGAGGCUGCAGAUAAUCAGAGGGAAGAGGCCAUAGCUGACCUGCGGGAAGAGGCUGCAGGUAAUCAGAGAGCAGGGGCCCCAGCUGACCAGGGGGCAGAGGAUGCAGAUAACCAGAGAGAAGAGGCUGCAGAUAAUCAGAGGGCAGGGGCCCCAGCUGACCAUAGGCCACAGGGUGCAGAUAACCUGAGGGAAGAGGCCCUAGCUGACCAGGGGUCAGAGGCUACAGAUAAUCAAAGGGAAGAGGCCAUACAGGACCAGAGGGAAAGGGCCCCAGCUGUCCAGGGUGCAGAUAAUCAGAGGGCACAGGCCCGGGCUGGCCAAAGGGCAGAGGCUGCACAUAAUCAGAGGGCAGGGGCCCCAGGUAUCCAGGAAGCUGAAGCCUCAGCUGCCCAAGGGGCCACAGGAACAGCUUCAGGAGCCAGGGCCCGGAAACAGGUCAAGACAGUGAGGUUCCAGACCCCUGGACGCUUUUCGUGGUUUCGCAAGCACCGGAGAGCCUUCUGGCACACUCCCCGGUUGCCAACCCUGCCCAAGAGAGUUCCCAGGGCAGGCGAGGCCAGGAACCUCAGGGUGCUGAGGGCCGAGGCCAGAGCAGAAGCUGAGCAGGGAGAGCAAGAAGACCAGCUGUGAGGUGAGGGCUGGAGACAGCCCACGGGCCCUCCCUACAAGCCUGGGAGAGAAAGUUGCUCUUUCUGCCUCUGAACUUGAAAGUGGAGUUGGAGCGCUGCCCACAUCUCCACCUUACAAUCCUCUUUAUUCUCUUGUUAAAGUUUUGUCUCAUGUAUUGAUUUAUAAAAUUUUUUUUAGAGACAGGGUCU
Molecule: messenger RNA, 1700 nt
Organism: Piliocolobus tephrosceles (Ugandan red Colobus)
Lineage: Eukaryota; Metazoa; Chordata; Mammalia; Primates; Cercopithecidae
Gene: CCDC8
Product: coiled-coil domain containing 8 subunit of 3M complex
Exons: 1
Coding region: 1-1512 (503 amino acids)
Biological process (GO): microtubule cytoskeleton organization; regulation of mitotic nuclear division
Cellular component (GO): 3M complex
Source: RefSeq, a predicted model, not a curated record